AUGACGGCUACAGUAUCAAUUGCCCCUGUGUGGUUAUACCAACCCCAGCGGCCAGAAAUUCUUCAGCAGCUCGUCAGGCUCAGUCAUGAAGAGCAUGCCUUUGUCGCAUUGACCAAUGACUCGUACGAUUUAAUUGGGUACCUUGCUGAUGGCUACCAGGUAUCGCCUAUCUACUGCGCCGGGUCUCAUCUGCAGGGCCAGACUUGGUUCAAUCGCCUGGACCAGGUUGGGUGGCUGGUUAUCGAGGGAGACACCGCCUAUCUGUACCCGUUAUUCAAAGUGACGCCAACAGGUGGUGACUACAUCAGCGCGAUCACCUCUACUUACUGUAGACCCAGUGCGCAAGGUGAUCCACUGCCGACGUGGUUGCUGGAGGACUUACUGAACAAAACGCCAAUCGAAUUCUAUCCCGCGCCUUUUCCAUUCGGUUACCCACCCCCUGUCUAUCCCCAGGCCGUCGCCCCCUCGAUGCCAAGUGUUGUCGCAGCAUAUCCCUUAGAUUCCCUCCAGCCACCCGCUCCCUUUGACGCUGUGUCCACAUCGAGCAUGGAGCCGAACGACAUGGAUUACAACUUCUGGGGUUUGUCCACUAUCGCCUCUGCCAGCGGCAUCGGCGAGUUCACAGGGCCAGAUGAACCAAACGAGGCGCCUGUCGAGGAGCUGGCCCUUGGCAGCUUUCAUUCCGACCUGAAAUGGAGAAGCUCUGCCUCCGGCCAGUGGGGUGCCUUGAACAAGGCACAAAGAGCCGCCCUCACCCAUGAAAUGAGGAAUUCGCCCUGGUGGCGCAUUGUGAUGCUUACGAGGUUCCUUUUCAUUGGAGGUUUGUGGGUGGGGGAAAAUCUACACCCGUUUAGCACUACGCCCUUGGACGUGAGGCGUUCGGUCACUAAUUGCUUUCUCACCGCGCUUGAUAUGGUUGGUACGACCUACGAGGAAAUACUUACAGAGCCAGUGCACAUUACGUUCGCUACUGGGGAAUCCAUCGCUGCCGGAUGGCCGGUAUUCCGCGUGAAUGUACGCCUGCUCUUAUCUUUUCUCCCUCCUAACCAACGAAAGCAGCUAUCCAAGUCCCUCAAGAAUACAAAAUCGGACCUGAAGAAGGUAGUCAAAGGUGCGAUGUCGCCGCUCACCAACUUCUGCGCCGAGGGCAAGAUACUGGAGAGGAUUACCUACUUCAUUUCACUUUUGGAAUCUGGCGAUGUCCAUCAAGUGCAACGGGCCAUUCAAGAGCUUACGGUACACCAAUUAUUCAGAGAGCUUCUCUGGGCGUCGCUUUUUCAGCCAAUCAAGAGGUUAGCGAAUGAACACGAACAAGGGAGGAUAGCGGAUCUCUAUCCAGAGCAGAUCUUUUCGAGGUACAAGUGCUUGGCGCAAAAGCCAGUGUGCAACCUCUUGACCUUUCUCUAUUAUACCAUGACUUCGAUCAAGAGUGAUAGCAACUCAGAUGACACCGAACACCCUCGACCAGAAGAAAUGCGCGGCAUUUUGAUUUCAGCCUCGAACGAAAUGUACGAGCAGCCUCAUUUGUUUCCUCCGUUCACACAGGCAGUGAGGACCCUCCCCUUCCUAACGGGACAUAACAUUCUGGGCAUCUGCAAGGGGCAACUUCCUAUGUACCUCCCUGAUAGGACCAGAAGAAGAAAUAUGUCGGACGUGGUGGACAUCGAAACCCACCCAGUUGGAGGGGCAUUCGAUGAUGUUCCAAACAAUCUGGAGGGCGAAUCCGGAGCAGUCGCAGGCUGUACCUUUGCCGAGGCAAGUAAGGAAGAAAAAGUCGUGGACCUGAUCUCCGAAGUUGAUAAGAGGUACAGGCAGGUUCCCCCAUUUGGGCCAGCAACCGUUAGGCGGUUUUCUGCCGUCGACAGGCAGGCAAAGGAGUCUGCUAAACGGGCGGGAAAUGACAUGGAGAAUGGCGUUGGCCAGGGCAGUACGACUCAAGGGUUUAAGGCAGGCGCCAAUUCUAAAGGCAAACAGAAGGCGAAUCCGGAGCAAUCGCAGGCUGUACCUUUACCGAGGCAAGUAAGGAAGAAAAAGUCAUUUAACUUUCAUACAUACAAGUUUCACGCGCUGGGGGAUUACGUGGCUUCCAUUCGUCGGUUUGGCACCACGGAUUCCUACAGCACAGAACCAGGAGAGUUGGAACACCGUACGCCAAUUCUCUUUAAACGUAACCGGAUUUACCACCAUAAUUUAACUAUACCACAUACUACGUCCGAGGGGCACACGGUUGGCAGGAGUACUAGGUCAAUAGUUGUAUUAGCUUCGUUGAUCGAGAUACGCUUAUGCGAUUUCACCAUGGCCUUGGUGUGGGGCAUGUCUACUCCCAUCAGGCAGCCUUACAUGAAGGUCACAGCUUGGCGCCACAGCCCAGUCUCACUCAAACAGCUGCCCAAAUGGAAGAUGGACGUUUCGAAGGAUGAGUUGGACGAGGAGGUACCGAGUAUCAAGCAGCGGCAGCCACAGCAGGGUCUUGAUGCGAAGCCGAACGAAACUAGGAACGAUUGA
Suillus clintonianus is the source of this 2505-nucleotide messenger RNA. RefSeq lists its product as uncharacterized. Bases 1 to 2505 code for a protein of 834 amino acids. The transcript is spliced from 15 exons. Lineage: Eukaryota; Fungi; Basidiomycota; Agaricomycetes; Boletales; Suillaceae. The record is from RefSeq and is a predicted model, not a curated record.